CAACCCUUGCCCACAUCUUGUUUCAAACCCUCUACUAGUCCACCACUGACUUUCAUCAAAUAGGCAACCGGCACAAUCGGCCAAGAGAUAGUCAAAGCCCUGCUUCCAUGGAAGCAGGAAGCCCCGAUCUCUUUGUAACAGCUGCCCGACCACGACAACAACAGUCCAAACCUUCCUCAACCCUGCCUCAGGGAGGUAGAAGUGGACUACGAGUCCCCUGCCUCGCUCACGCAGGCUCUCGCCGACCAGCACGCCAUCGUCGAAGCCUUCAACCCCAGCGCGACCAUCCUCCAGGAGCGCAUCGUGCGCGCCGCCCUCGCCGCACCCUCAGUCCAGCGCCUCAUCACCCUGGACUUCAGCAGCGAUACCUUCCACCCGCACGCCAACGGGUCGACCCUGCGCUGGACGGCGCUCAUCACGGGCCCAUUGUUCGAUUGGGGUAUCGCCUAGGCCAUCUUCUGGGUGGACCGCACUGCACGAAUGGUGACGGUCUUCGGGUCUGUUGCGCAGCGCGUCAGCAUCUCCGGGGUUGAUAUGGUGGGCCGCGCGACGAUGACCGUGCUGCGCGACCCCGGGCGUUUUCGCGAUCGGCCCGCGUGAUUUGCGGAUUUCACGGUUAGCUCGAAGGAGUUGGUGGGGAUUUUGCAG
Messenger RNA from Aspergillus fijiensis CBS 313.89, 648 nucleotides. RefSeq lists its product as uncharacterized. Bases 108 to 533 code for a protein of 141 amino acids. NCBI's taxonomy places the organism in Eukaryota, Fungi, Ascomycota, Eurotiomycetes, Eurotiales, Aspergillaceae. The transcript has a single exon. The record is from RefSeq and is a predicted model, not a curated record.